Molecule: messenger RNA, 957 nt
Organism: Plasmodium yoelii
Lineage: Eukaryota; Apicomplexa; Aconoidasida; Haemosporida; Plasmodiidae
Exons: 2
Coding region: 1-957 (318 amino acids)
Biological process (GO): pseudouridine synthesis
Molecular function (GO): RNA binding; pseudouridine synthase activity
Source: RefSeq, a predicted model, not a curated record
AUGAAAAUAUUAUUUAAUAUUGAUCUCAAGAAAUAUAUAUUAUUCCUUUAUUUAUUAUUCCUUUUAUUUAUAUGUAUAAAAAAAUAUAAUACCUUUACUAUUUUACAAACAAAUUGUAACCAAAAUGAAAAUAUAAUAAGAUUAAAUAAAUUUAUUUCUAUAAACAAUAAUAUUUCUAGGAGAAAAUCAGAUAAAUUUAUACAAAAUGGCAAUAUAAAAAUUAAUAAUAAAACAAUAAUAAAUCCAGGUACUCAUGUAGAUAUAACUAAAGAUCAAAUAAAAGUUAAUGAUAAAAAAAUUAACAUACAAAAUAUUAAAAAUAUAUUAAAUAAUUAUAAUAUUAAUAAUAAUUCAUAUAAAUGGAUUGUCUUACAUAAACCUAAAGGAUUGAUAUGUACAAAUCAGGAUGAAAAAGAUCGAAAAUCUGUUUUUUCAAUUUUUCCCGAAGAUUUAUUACAAAAAUAUCGUAUUGUGUCUGUGGGCAGGUUAGAUCGAAACACCUCUGGGAUUCUUCUCUUUACAAACGAAUAUGCUUGGGUAAACAAAUUAACACAUCCCAAAUAUGAAAGAGUAAGGAAAUACAUGAUACAUAUAGAAGGGCCUGUACGCAUGGAUGCUCUUAAAAUGCUAGCUAAUGGUGUAUACUUAAAAGAUGAAGAUAAUGAUAAAAAAAAAAAUAAAAAAACUCAACCUGCUCUCAUUGAAGUUCUUAGAGAAGAAAAUGUAAAAAUACAAAAUCAAAUUAAAAAAAUAUCUGUAUUAAAUAUUAGCAUAAAAGAAGGAAGAAAUAGACAAAUUAGAAAAAUGUUUCAACAAAUAAAUCAACCAAUAAUUAAAAUUAAAAGAACUGCCUUUGAAAAUAUUACACUAAAAAAUAUACAUCUCCCCAAACAAUAUAGAGAACUAACAAAAAAGGAAAUAACAAAUUUAAAGACGCGAAAUUUUUUAACCAACUAA